Messenger RNA from Diprion similis, 2667 nucleotides. Its product is annotated as proton channel OtopLc-like. Gene Ontology annotation, cellular component: membrane. The record is from RefSeq and is a predicted model, not a curated record. The transcript has 10 exons. Gene Ontology annotation, biological process: proton transmembrane transport. NCBI's taxonomy places the organism in Eukaryota, Metazoa, Arthropoda, Insecta, Hymenoptera, Diprionidae. The coding region runs from base 671 to 2563 and encodes 630 amino acids. Gene Ontology annotation, molecular function: proton channel activity.
GGUGAUAUCAGUGCUUACCGAGGUAUAAAAAACAAACAUGAAGAAACACCCUUAAAGCGAAACAAGACCGACGUGAGUGUGGAUCGAAGUUCGGAAGAGAGAAAGAGAGGAGAGAGAGAGAGAGAGAGCGAAAGAGAAAGAAAGAGAGCAGCGACUGCUAAAAAUUCAAAGAGGCGAAAAAUUCGAAGGAAUAAAUUGAAAGUUUGCGUGGGAGAAAGGAAAAAACGAAAAAACCCACGUGAGUUUCUGGUUGACUCGGAAGUGACACAAAAGUUUUCACCGCACUUCGUAUUGUCACUGGAUAAACUUUGGAUAUUGUUCAAGUAACGAUUCCUCGCCUGCCUUAAGUAUAUACAUAUACAUACAUACAUUAUAUAACGCCAACUUUACGAAAGCGCGAAAAAAAGAAGGAAAAGAUUCGCGCGAAACGUCGUUUGAAAUUUGGAUGGGCUAAAAAAAAAAGAGGAAAAAUACAUAUAUAAAUAUUCGAAAAAAUAUAUACAUAUAUAUAUAUAUAUAUUUCAAUCCACGCUUAAUCCGCUUUGAUCCCUGGGAAAGGAUUUGCGAAUCUGCAAAUAACGAGGGGGAAUUCCUACAGUCGAACCGACCAAGAAAAUACCGCACACAGCAUUGACAUCUUCGAGAGUUUCUGAGUAACUCUUUUUCGAAGAUGAACAACGAGCCAAUUCCAAUGCCGCCACCUGCGGGUAGCGAACAUUCUCCCGACAUGCACAUCAACAUGGAACGAAUAGAUAAUCCGCACAAACGUUUGAGUCUGAGAAGACAAAGCAUAGCAAACGCCGUCAUGAACCAGAGAAGAGCUUUACUCGGAGCUUUGAUGAGCGAACUGGGAAGUAACAUAUCCCUUCCCUCGGCUGUGUCGCUCGAUCACGACUAUGGUCAGCCGCACGGAAGCCAGCUCUCGAUUCCUCAUAUUCAAGACCAUCACUCUCUCCGGCCAACGAUGUUGCAAUUAACGCCGGUUGCCACAGCUGCAGGACCCUUGGUGAACAUGGACGUCGCGAAGGGUGAGUGGACGCCACCCACGUUGCCGACGCCACCGACGCCGCCGACGCCACCCACGGAAAAGAAGUACAACCACAAGUACCAGGAGCUUAUGUCAACUCUGAGCACACUUUACGCGAAACUUUUGGUAGUCGUGGGUGUCGCCAUACCCGUUACCGCCAGCGUUAGCAAAGGCGUGCCCACGGCUUAUGAUCAGGGAUACUACCUUUACUUAUACUUGACAAGUGUGGCAUUUGUGGUGAUGCUGUACACAACACUGAUGAGGGACAAGGCGGUUAAAAGGUUGCUGAUAAAGCACAACAUGGAGGAAAAGAUCUAUGAAUUUCCCGAGGAUCCAGGCAGACCACCGAUAAUUCAGGCUCAGCAGUAUGGCAGCUUCUGUCUCCGACUUGGCGCGGUUGGCUUUGGCGCUGGUUCUCUGGUCUUCACCGGGUUGCAAAUCGGCGCUGAAAUAUCGACAUCCUCGGGUGCCCUUCGAGCACUAACGCCGGCGGCCCGUCUUCUCCUGGUCACAGCCCAGAUGCACUUCAUAUUUUUGAACAGUAAAGACUUGGAACUCGCGAGGCACGGCGCCCUCGCUAAAUUGGGUCUCAUGCAUAUGAUCGCGACGAAUUUAUGCGAAUGGUUGCAGGCUUUGAUACAAGAGACACGUCACGAAAUUGAUCAGCUGGAAAACGAACACGAAAGUCGGCGUGGAAUAUUGUCAGGACUUCUAACGAACGCGAGUCCAUUCCUGUUCCCUUGCACUAUUGAGUUCAGUUUAAUUUGCGCGGUUAUACUGUUCGAGAUGUGGAAAAGGAUCGAUGAAAAACCGAUGAGAAGCGAAAGUCAUACAAGAUCUAUUCACCAACUGAGCAUAGACUGCAGCAGUGCACAUAAAGGAUUGUUCGCCGGUAUAUUGAUCAUAGCUGCAACCAUACUUAGCUUGAUCAUGUUCUUCGUAUUGAAAGAAGAAAAGCCCGACAUCGCUGUGCAACAAGUCACGGUCCUUGAGGCUUGCAUACUGCUCGGAGGCAUAAUGGCGUCCGUGGGAGGCGCGAUAAAACUACGAAACCUAGAACCAAAGCCAGCGAAGGGACAGAACCUGGACGCAACUUUGCUGGCGGCAGCUCAAGCAGGAGUUUACUUGCACUGUUUGUUCAGCGUGGUGGGAGGAUUUCUGACAACUGGUCCACGCUGGGGUAUCGCUUUGACCGCCGACAUAUUGGCACUCGUUCAAAGCACCGUUCAAACAUUGCUCAUUAAGGUUGCCUGGAGGCGACGUUCAGCGACGUACGAUAAACCGGGAAAAGAGCUAAUUACCUUCCUGAUAGUAGCGAACAUCGCGCUCUGGUCGGUAAAUACUCUGGAAAAAUCUCGAGCUGGAGUCCGUCCGCAGCACAUUGAAUUCUUCGGUGUUUGGGCCUGGACGAUAAUCACUCACGUAUCAAUGCCACUGGCGAUAUUCUUCAGGUUUCACUCCGCGAUCUGCCUUUUCGAGGUUUGGAAGAGCUGCUACAAGUACAGACCACCAGGAUCAGCUCAAACGCCAAGCUAAUACCACACGCGGGCCGAAUAUCUUCGGUGUAAUCUGAUGUAAAUUGUAUGUAAACUUGGGAAGUAAAACAGCAUCGUUAUCAGGGGCCAACCAUUAUGCUGUGA